Messenger RNA from Chironomus riparius, 3230 nucleotides. The record is from the annotation of a GenBank genome assembly. NCBI's taxonomy places the organism in Eukaryota, Metazoa, Arthropoda, Insecta, Diptera, Chironomidae.
AUGAAUAGUACAGAUUCGAAAAUCUCUUCAUUGUGUAUGAAAUCAAGUUAUAGCUGAGAUCUUCAAGUUUUUUUUUUAUUUCUUUGUCUCUCGAAGUUUAUUUUUUGAGAAGAAAAGUGAUCAUAUAUGAUUUGAGUGUACGUCCAUAUACAUAAUAUAAAUAUAUAUAAAAGAAUCUCAAAUAACAGAAAAGAAAAGUUAAGGUGACCACAAAAGUACACAUAGAGGAGAGGCUUUAUGAAGAAUUCUUAUUAAUAUACAAACAUCACACAGCUAAAAUAUAAAGUUUUGUUCUUCCUCUCUGCAUAUAUUGGAACUUAAGAAUAUAACAACAAUAAUAAUAAAAAUAAAAAUCUUAAUAAUUUUAAAAUCAAAUAUUUAAAUAAAAAAGAUGUUCUCGUCAUCAGCAUUCAAAGAGUUGUCGCAGAACAACAUCAGUUUGUAUCAACAACAAACGAUAUACGAUUUAAACUCACUCCUCGUUGAUCCGUCGUCAUCAACAUACGGCAUUGAUAACUUUGAUUUGUCACUUCUCGGAAGUGAUUAUCAUCAGUUUGAUAACUAUCAGCAGUUAAAGUUUGAUGAUAUAAAUGUGUCAUCAGAUGUUGAGAGAAAUAAUCUAGCAUUGUCAAUUGAAAUUGAUAACAAUAAUAGUUAUCAGUCCCCCGCAUACCCCACGCCAAUUACUCAAUUGAAGCAAGAAGAUACGCUUGAUUGGAAACAGCACUCAUAUUAUUUAAACUCGACAUCAUUAAUAUCACCAAUCAGUCCCGCAACAACCAUCUACAGUUCACCAUCACCUUGUCCGACAUUUGAUCAAGUCAUUAAGCAGGAGAAUCAUAUUAAUUUACCACCAUCACCACCAGACUCAAAUGGUGUUCCUUCUCCACAGAGCAUCCAUCAUUGUGAAAACUUCAAAAUUGAGCAGUUUGACGAUUCCUACCAAACGGCUUUAAGCCCAUCGACUGGUGAGAACUUUAUCGAUAUCAAUUACUAUUUGGAGAAUCGUGAUCAGAAGCCACAACAAGAUCAUCAAGUUCUUCGUGGAUUCUUACAAGAUACAACAUUUCAACGUAAACAUAACCUCAAACCGCUUCCACUGGAGAAUCUUUUUGGUGGAUUGAGUCAACGCGGCGAUAUUGAGCCCGUAAUUUCGCUCGCACUUCAACAUGCCAAACUCGAGGUCCAAGCUACGUGCAAUGCAUUGAAAAUUUCACCAAAUCCACAUGAAUGGACAGAAUCACAAGUUCAAUUGUGGAUUAACUCGACAAUCAAACAAUUCAAAUUGGAUUCAUUACCAAAGUGCGAAAUUCUAUUUCCAGAAAAUGGACAAAUGUUGGCAAUGUUAAGUGACGAGGAAUUUAUCAAACGUGCACCCCAAAUUGGAAGUAUAUUGCAUGCGCAACUUGAAAUUUGGAAGGCAACAUAUGUCGACAUAUCAUCUAUCGAUAACGGUAAUUCAUUGACGUCAGUCGCUGGCCCAUCAUCAGCUGUACCAACAAUGAGCAAUUCCUUAUCGCAGACGUCAAUUUGGAACCAGAUGUUGCAUGACGAAACUGAUGUUAGCGAUGAUGAUGAUUCAGAAGUUGGUAUGGAGAUUGACAUGCAGUCAUCACCGAUAAAUAAAUCUGAAGCAGACAUGACAGAAACUCCAGUUGUAAAAACACCAACAACUAAACCGGCAAAAACGCCAAAGAAGCAUCAUACACACUUACAAAAGAAAGGCAGUGGCACUACAUCAUCCCACAUACAUUUAUGGCAAUUCUUAAAAGAAUUAUUGGCAUCACCGCAGACACAUGGAACGGCAAUUCGUUGGUUGGACAGAACUAAAGGUAUCUUCAAGAUUGAGGACUCCGUUAGGGUCGCUCGCCUUUGGGGUACAAGAAAAAAUCGUCCAGCCAUGAAUUACGAUAAACUUUCACGAUCAAUUCGACAAUAUUACAAAAAAGGUAUCAUGAAGAAAACAGAGCGAUCGCAACGUUUAGUUUACCAAUUUUGCCAUCCAUAUUCUUUAUAAUUUAUUCAAUUUUCAUUUUUGUAAUGUUGCCAAUUAGUUUAGUAAGAUUUUUUUUAAUUUAAUUUCUCUCACACUCCAUUUCAGUUUGUAAGUUAGGCAUAUGUGCGCGCGUGAUUGAAUGAUUGAGAUUAUCGAUUAAGUUCAAAUUUCAUUUGUCGCUAAGACUAAUAUAUAAUUUCCCCCUCGAGAGAUCUCAUGAUCUUUCACACAUGUAUUUAUUCAUCUCUCUUCUAUUUCUCGUGCAGAAAUUAGACUUGUAUUGUUUAACAACUAAUUAUAUAGCGAUCGUCAAUCGGCAUUAGUAUGAUGUCAUUGUCGAUAAUUAGUUUCGUAUGUUCUUUUUAUAAUCGUAACCCGUACAUGCUUAGAAGUUAGCUAUUAUUAUUAUUAUUAUUAUUAUCGUUCUUGAGAAGGUAAUUUCUCAAAGAAAAUAUUCAAAAAAAAAAUGGAAAAUUUCCUCACUUUCAACGUAAAUGAAAGACGAAUUUUUCAAGCUACGAAGAAGCAAACAUUAACAUCAAGAAUAUAAAGCAACGAGAGCAAUAAGAGAAUCAGACGGUUCUUAAUAUUGUUUAAAGUUACCGAGCUUAGUAGACAGCCAUUUAUAUUUUGCCACAUUCGCAAGUGUUUCUCUUGUGUUCCUUUUUUAUAUUUUAUCGUCGACUCUUAUGUUGGUCUCUAGAAUGCGGAUACGCACGAGAAUAUUUUUUUUCAAUAUAUUAUUAUUAUUAAUAUUGUUUUCGUCCAAAACUUUUGCUAGUUUUUUUCGAUAAAGAUGAAGAAACAAAAAAAACUCGUUUGUGCCCCGUGCGCUCACUCGAUCAACAUUGACGGGCGAUAAAAAAAAUAUAAUAUUAAGGAAAUGAAACACGACACGAAGGCAAUAUAGAAUGUGUAUCGAAACGUAUCGGUAAUAUUUUGUCCCAUAUAUCUAUGAUAUAUUUUUAUCAAAGUAAGUUCUAUGAACAAAUUAAUUUGUAAUUGAAAGAAAAAAAUAUUAAUGUUUAAGGUUUUAUAAUUGCAUGCAAAUAAGAUUUUUAUUAUUUUAUUAUUUUUAAUUUUUUUUUUUCACUUAAAUUUCAUUUUAAAAUUGCUCCAAUCAGGACUAGGUUUUCUCGAUUAAGGUUUUUUGAAAGUUAAAAAUUGGUUUUUGAAAAUUUAAAAAUUUGUUUUGAAAAUUAAGAUUUGAUUUUUGAAAGUUAAGAAUUGAUUU